CCCCGAGGGCGCGGCGGCGGCGAUAAGAGAAGGGCCGCCCAUGGCUCAGGGGCCGCGGCCUUUUGCCCUCCCCUCGGGCUGCCCUCCCACCCUGCGGGGAGAAUGCGCGGGCACCGGGGCCACGCAGCACCCAGGAGCGAGGAGACGGCGGUGGAGAGGACAUGAGGCCGGGGGACGGUCGGGCCCUGGGGCCGCUCCUGCUGCUGCUGGUGCUGCUACACUGCGCGGAGCGGCGCCGAGCUAUUGUGAACAGAUCAGUUUCAGAUGUCUGUGCAACUUGCCACAUUCAUGCUACAUGUCAUCAAAUUGAAGGAAAAAGUGUCUGCAUCUGUAAUUAUGGAUUUGUAGGAAACGGAAGAACCCAUUGUCAAGAUAAAGAUGAAUGCCAGAUUGGAGCCAGCAAGAUCUGUGGAAAUUUCACACUGUGUCAUAACACACAUGGAAGUUUUUAUUGUGUUUGCCUUGAUGGAUACCGAGCUUCCAACAACAACAAGACAUUUAUUCCCAAUGAUGGCACAAACUGUACAGAUAUAGAUGAAUGUGAGGAGUCUGGCCUGUGUGGUCACAAUGCAAGAUGUGUGAAUACUGAAGGAAGCUACAAGUGUUACUGCAAUGAUGGUUAUAAAUUAGAGAAUGGAGAGCGUUCUUUUCAUGCAGAUGGGAACAUGGUUUCAUGCAAAGAAAUUGGAUGUGGUUCCCCUCCUGAAAUGAGGCAUGGCUACAUUGUGGGGAACUACAGCUUGCUUCCAGGAAGUGCAGUUCAUUAUGAAUGUGAAGAAGGAUUUUACACCAACAACGGAAAGUUUUCAUAUUGCACUGCAAAUGAAACUUGGGAACCUGCUGCUUUAAGCUGUAAAGGUGUGGACUGUGGGGUUCCCCCUUCUGUUUUAAAUGCCCAUCCAGCAUCUAUAAGUGGGACUACAUAUGGAAGUAAAGUAACUUACAAUUGUGUCCAUGGCUACUUUAUUGCCAGUGGCAACCAGACUGCUGUCUGCAAUGCCAAAGGACAGUGGGAUGGCACUGAUUUGGUGUGCAAAGAGGAAGAAUUAUUCAGUAAUUUGUCUGUAUUCAAUGAAACAUGUGUGAAGUGGCAAAGGAAAACUGGGAGACCAGGAAUGCAGGAAAUUUAUACAUUUCACAUACUGGGCCAAAGAUGGGAUGAGAAGGUGUUCUCAGAAGACGUGAUAUUUAACAUCAGUACAAGUGAAGAUAAUCCCAAGGUGUGUUUAGAUCUCAACUCUGGCAGUAAUUAUGUGGUGAAUAUUACUACCAUCUCUUCCACAAACAUCAGUGUCUCAGUAACUGUAGCAGUUCAAACAAAGGUAAGGGAAGCUUUCAAUAAUAUAUUAAUUUUUAAUGAUACUUGCUUAAAAUGGCAGAGAAAUGUCAGGAGAACUGAUGUGGAAGACAGAUACUCGUUUCACGUGCAAGGCCACCGUUGGUAUCAGAAGGAGUUCUUCCAUGAAAUGACCUUCAACCUUACUACACGCAAGCAGGCUCCAGAAGUUUGUUUUGAUUUGCAGCCAGGCACCAAUUACUCUGUUAAUAUUUCCAUGGUUGCUUUGAAUUUUUCACUGCUUGUUUCACUGACAACAGAAAUCACAGAUCCCCCUUCCCCAGAUGUAGAAUUCAUUGCAGUACGAGGUUCUCCGCCGUUGCUCAGACUGCAGAAAGCAGAAGAUCAAAAUGGACCAAUCAGUCUUUAUCAAGUGAUUGUUCUUCCUCUGGGUUUGCAAAACACUUUUAUUUGUGACACCUUUGCUGCUGCAACUUUCUUUAGUAACACCACUGAUGGUAAAGGAUAUGUGGCAGCUGAAUUUCGGGCGAAAGAUGUUGCUGAUAACAUGUCAAUUGCUCUUGGAGACAGACAAUACUACGGGAAGUUUUAUAAUGCUCCUUUAAAGCUGGGAGAAGAGUAUUGUGUUUUUUUGAGAAUAAUAAGUGAGUGGAAUAAGGUGAGAACACAGUCCUGCGCUGUUUGGGCACAAAUUAGGAAUUUAUCACCUCCUCAGCAGUACAUGACUGCUGUUGGAUUUGGGUCAGUUGCUGCUGUCUGCCUUAUACUGUUCCUGUCAUUCUCGGCAGCACGCUCUUAUCUCCACAGCACUGUGCACUCUUCACCUGCUGCUUUAGCCUGCGAGGCUGUACAUCUAUCUGCUACAAUGGAUAUGGCACAAGCAGGGAUUACAUCAGUCCCAGAGACUGAAAAUGUUUCUCUUCUUUGAUUUGCUGUCCUUGGAAGUCAAUGUAGAGAAAAAGCACUCAUCUUACAAAAGCCAGCAUCUCUCGGGUACAGAUGUAUCUGCAUGGCACACGUGAACUGCAGUGUGGGCAGUUGAAAUGUGUAUGCUACUGGAAGUGAGCUGUUUGUUGUCUCCCGUUGUUUUCAGAUGGUGUGAUAUGUAAAGAACCUUACCUCACAAACAGGUUUCUGUCAGAGAUACUAGCAUGCAUCCCAUGUGUUGGCUACAGGCUUUCAGCUAUUCCAGCCACACAAAUGCCCAACAAUGAGUGUCUCUAUUGUACUUAAUUACAUUAAUAAAAAAUACUGUGGAGACAGUCUGAGGAUCAACUGGCCCAUUAUGAGAGAAAAUACAGAUCAACUCUUAGAUAAAGUGCCUAUUGUAUUUCCAAGCAUGAAGGUAGAAGACUUUCAUCAGUCACUUAUGAGUAAUUGUACUUCAGUAACAAGUACAGAGUUUUUAGCCAUGAAAUUGUCACAUACAGUGUCAGCAACAGAUGUGUUCCAGAGAUACUGCAAUCAUUGCUCAUAGUAAUUAGCAAUAAUUGCAAAUAAUACACCAAUCUAUAAAACUGCAAUUUGCCAAAAAGCUGAAUAGCUUUAAUGGCAUCUGAAACUAAUCUUAAUAAGGAGCUACCUGUGUUAAGUGCAGUUUUGUUAAUCUCUUUCUAUAAUUACAGUUGAGUAAAGCCCUUAAAUCAUUGUUUGGUUAACAAACUGGUGUGUGACAUAUGGUUAGAGUCACUUAAUAAAGUACAAUUAAAUGAUUUCCUAUGACAUAGUCCCAGUUAAUAUUUCUUCCUUCUGUAAGCAAGAAUCAAGAGCCUUUGAUUACUUCUACUCCUGUUUAAAAGUUGCUUUGAGAUGUACUAGCAAAAUCAUUCUGUUAAUUGGUGAAAUAAAGAAGAGUUUUGGUUUUUACUCAGUUUUGUAAUUUUGUCCAAAUUAUAUUUCCUUUUUAGCACUUUGAAUAUGAAUACCCAUUUUUGGAAUUCUAAAUGUUUCUGAUUCCUGCUGGCUUUAUAAUUUUAGAUGUACUGUCUCUU
Messenger RNA from Calypte anna (Anna's hummingbird), 3288 nucleotides. RefSeq names its product sushi domain containing 1 (gene SUSD1). The transcript has 15 exons. Lineage: Eukaryota; Metazoa; Chordata; Aves; Apodiformes; Trochilidae. The record is from RefSeq and is a predicted model, not a curated record. Gene Ontology annotation, molecular function: calcium ion binding. Bases 162 to 2225 code for a protein of 687 amino acids.